Molecule: messenger RNA, 1634 nt
Organism: Neodiprion fabricii
Lineage: Eukaryota; Metazoa; Arthropoda; Insecta; Hymenoptera; Diprionidae
Product: mpv17-like protein 2
Exons: 4
Coding region: 932-1579 (215 amino acids)
Biological process (GO): mitochondrial ribosome assembly
Cellular component (GO): cytoplasm; membrane
Source: RefSeq, a predicted model, not a curated record
GUGUUUUUCUCAGGUAACCGCACAUCAAAUGGAUAUUUUGACGGUGUUGUCAACUACAAAAAACCUCUGUUUAUAUUCGACACAAUGCGGUAGUUCAUGAAAAGAGUUUGUCAAACAUUGCACAUCAAUUUAAACUUAAAAAAAUAACUCAACAUUUGAUACCAUGUUGACGAGUCAAUCAAUGUUUCGGGAAAUUUGACACAGAUUAUUAAACGUCAGUUUUAGAAUACGAUAGUAACUAAUGCUAAUUCCUGUUUUAUUAAAACAAGGUAUAUAUUUCGGAAUCCUCGAAUAAACGUAUCAGAACAGUAAUAUUGUAUCAGUAGUUCAAAUAAAAUAGAUAAAACGUCGGAUUUCCGUACAAAACUCACAAUCGACAAGAAUUGAGAUCACAGUCCAAAAGUAAUAAUUUGUGGAUGCACCUGUCACGCCAAGAACUACAGGUUUUAGUAGGUGUUCGAAAUAAUGAUGAUCGACCUUGGCGCGAGCGCGCAAACGCGGCGUUUUUGACAGCGAUUCAGAGUCUAUUUAUCAACGCACUCUUGUCGAAAUAUCUUAGUAAGAUUCAGUUUUUGGCGCGAGAUGGAACAUAUGAGUUAUCCUGUGUAUUACAUAAUCAUAUAACGUAAAAAUUCAAUAACCUAAAUUGAUCAAUUUCAAAACGUUAUGCCACACCAAAUUCAACUAAUUUUUUCUCUACGCAAGCACCAAAAAAUUAAGAAUCAUAUCAGAUAACACAGGCUUAUAAAAUAAGAAUAAUCCUUGUUACACUUAUUUCUACCCUUGUAUAUUCAGCUAAUCCAACAAAAUUUUAAUCCAUUCCCACUGACAUCAGCUACCCCAUCCCUUUACAAAUAAAAAAUUAUGCAGUCCAUCAGAUAGUAUUGAAAGAUUUACCAAUUAUUCAAUAUUUCACUGGACAGCUAGGUAAAUGGGUAUACUUGGAAAGUUGUUUGGAAAGUACCUGUUAGUGACAAAUACUGUGAGUUGCGGCUUAAUGAUGGGAUUCGGUGAUCUUUUCCAGCAGGGACAUGAGCAUUGGAAACAAUGCAGCAGAAACGAGAGUGUUUCCUUGCAGAGCGGAAAAUUGUUAAAGCUCGAUUCAGAAACUAAAAUAGAUAAUGAAAUAAACUCAAUAACUCUACCUAAUAUUGACGAUAAUGAUAAAAAAUAUGUCCACGAUUAUAUACGAACAAAAAAUAUGAUUAUAGUUGGCAGUAUACAGGGUCCAUUUCAUCACUACUUUUAUGCAAUAUUAGAACGAACGAUUCCCAAAAAAGAUGCAGUUUCCUUAGUCAAGAAAAUACUUGCAGACCAAUUCAUCGCCAGUCCUGCAUGCCUCGCAAUUUUUUUCUGUGGUCUUGGAGCUCUGGAACAUAAUGAAAUAGGAAGUAUCCAAAAUGAAGUUGCGCUAAAGUUUUUGGAUACCUGGAAGAUCGACUGGUGCUUCUGGCCUCCUGUACAGUUUAUUAAUUUCCUACUGGUUCCUAUACAGUAUCGUGUGAUCUAUACAAAUCUAAUGACUAUGAUCUACGAUACAUUUUUAUCGUACAUAAGAUAUGAUGCAGAAUAUGACUGAUUAUUGAACAAAUCAUCAGCAAGUGGGCUUGUAAAUAAAAUAAAUGACAAGGUGU